Messenger RNA from Ilex paraguariensis (yerba mate), 983 nucleotides. NCBI's taxonomy places the organism in Eukaryota, Viridiplantae, Streptophyta, Magnoliopsida, Aquifoliales, Aquifoliaceae. The record is from the annotation of a GenBank genome assembly.
ACAGCUGAGCAUUUUCAGUCUCAUUACUCUGUUCAGUAACCAAUCUCUAGCUUUCAGUGAGUGUGUGUGAGAGAUUCGUGAUGUCGGCCACAGGAGAAGUUGAAAACGCUACAGUCGAGCAGCCGGCGGCGGAGGUUGCUGCGGCUGAGGAGCAGCCAAAGGUGGUGGAGAAACCGGUCAAGGAGAAGAAGCCAAGAGGUCCUAAAGAGAAGAAGCAGAGAGUUCCUAAGACUGCUGCUCAUCCUCCUUACUUUCAGAUGAUCAAAGAGGCCUUGCUUGCUCUGAACGAGAAGGGAGGAUCGAGCCCGUACGCAAUUGCAAAGUAUAUGGAAGAGAAGCACAAGGCGGUGCUACCAGCGAAUUUCAGAAAAAUUAUGGGACUUCAGCUGAAGAAUUCUGCUGCUAAGGGAAAGCUGAUCAAAAUCAAGGCCUCAUACGAGCUCUCCGCCUCCGGCAAGAAGGACAUGGGCGCAAAAACGGUUCCAAAAAGCACUGUUGCAGCAAAAAAACAGCCUAAACGGGUCAAAUCCACCACCACCACAAGGGCAAAUGCGGCAAAGAAAACAGAGGCGGUGAAGAAGACUGCGAAGAAGAUUGGGGUGGCGAAAAAGACGAAGAAAUCGGAACCAACGAAGGCCAAGCAGCCUAAGUCUAUCAAGUCCCCAGCUGCGAAGAGGUCUCGGAGGGCCGUGGCUAAAGCGUAAAUAGCAGUAAAAAUGUUGUAAAAUCUGUGAAUAUGGGAAAUAACUGUCUCUAGCUUUAGUAUCUGUUUUUGUUCCAGUGUUGUUGAUGAAAGUGGUUGCAGAAAGAAUAGCUAGCUUGAACAUAUGUUUUGUAAUUCUGCUGCAAAAAUUAGGGUUUUAAUGAAAUGAAUGAAGCUUUGUAGUCUGCUCGUAUAUGAUGAAGACGGUACGAAUGAUUCUAGAUGUUUCCUUUGAGUAAGAGUGGAUUAAUAAUGCUCAUAUUUUCGAUGGUUAGAAAAU